AAGCGAUGGUUGCAACCCGCCAUGAAACCAGAAGAAGAAGAAGAAGAAGAAGAAGAAGGCUAACUGUCAUUUUACAUCUGCAGUUCAUGUCCGGACCUGUCGAGGAAUCCUGAACCGGUAUGACCGGUUUGCCGAGUGAAGGACAGGUGGUUCUCUGGGGGCUGAUGUUGGUGUGCACAGUCACUACAGGAACCGCCCAGCUGAAAGUCAGCGCUUGUAUCGGAAACAGCGUCCUGCUGCCGUGCAUCUACGACGUGUCCUCUCAACCUGUGUCCGUCUUCUGGAGGGAUGAAGACAACAGAGUGGUGUUGGACAUCAAACAAAACGUCCCAAACAAUUCGACGCAGGACGGGAAGUUCAGCGGUCGAGUGUUCAGUCAUCCGGAGCUGUACAGGAAGGGGAACUUCUCCGUCACCAUGAGGGACGUCUUGCCGUCAGACAGCGGACUGUACGACUGUGUGUUCCCCGCGCUGAGUGACCGGCACAAAGUCUCACUCACCGUCUCAGAACGCUGUGAUAAAGCUGCAGCGACUCCGCCUCCAUCUUCUCCUGCUCCUCCAGGAGCGUCAGGUGGAGGUGCCGCAGUCACACCCACCUGCUUCAUCUUCCUCCUGACUCCUCCUCUUCUUCAUUGUCUGACAGCGAGCUCCUUCCUGUAAGACUGUGGCGGCUAAAACUACUGAAUCGGUCUGGCAGCUUUGAUUUCUCACUGAGGUCACAUCAUAUGAUCACUAAUUAUUCAGACACCUCUUUAACAGUGCUCAUCACUCCAUCACUUCAUCACUCCAUCACUCCAUCACUCCAUCACUUCAUCACUCCAUCACUCCAUCACUUCAUCACUCCAUCACUCCAUCACUUCAUCAGUCGUUAACAGUCGUAUUCUUCCCCACGGCUCUGUCAGCCCGACAGUAUGGAGGACAACAUGUGACUCAUGUGUCUAUAAAUACAGAAAUAAACAAAUGCAUGAAUAAAAAUAAAUACAUUAAAAUGGUUAGAUAAAUAAAUACAUACAAUACCUGCCAACAGCUGAUGUUACAAUACAUGCCAAAAAACUAAAACAUCUUAAUAAUUAAAUGUUGAAAAAUAUACGAUAUGAAAACAUGCAUUGUAAAAGAAAUAUAUGAAUGAAUAAUGUAUAAAUAAAUAUAAAAGUAAAUAAAUAUUGAAUCAAAUAAAUAUAUAAAUAAAUGUUGAAUUAAGUAGUGACAUUUUCUUAUUUUAUCAUUUAUUUCCACUUUAUAAACAGUUAUUUUUAUUUAGUUGUGUGUCUCUGUAUUUGUAGUUAAAGGCCCUGACCUCUGCAUUUAUUUAUUCCUGUAUUUAUUGACACAUUAUUUAUUGCCACGUUUAUGGUCCUCCAUACCUUGUUGUGUUUCUCGGCUCAUUGGCGCCACCUUUUGGUCAGAAACUUCACAGCAGUAGCAGCAGCAGUGGUGGUGAUCCAUCAAACAAAGACAAACGUUCAACUGUCAGUGGAGACUUGACAGAGUUCGGAGACUCUCAGCUGACACCAUGAUGAUGUGAUGUUAUUGAUAUAAAGGAGAAUGGGCCCAAGUGUUCACCAGGCGGAGUCUCACAGACAGUUAUUAAAGUUUCAGCCGUUCAUGUUGCUGCUUUUAUUUCAUCUUUACUUCCUGUUACAGACGUGUUGUUUUUACAUUGUUAAGUUUUAUGAUUAUUUAAAGUGUUUUCUGUCACAGUGAGGAUCCAAGAAGCUUUAUGUUGAGGCUGACAUGUUCAGUCAGGAUAAUGCCCACUUUAUUUAUGUACAAACAUAAAUAUCUACAUCAAAAAUAUUUCAGGAACAACUGCUCUGGAAAAGCUAAGCUAAAUUUGCUCUUUACAUUUUUUUCCUGAGGUUUUUUCCUGUAUUGUUUCAUCUGUGUUGUGGUCUCUCCUAUUUAUUACUUUGUUUACGAUUGUAUAGUGACCUUGAGUGUUUUGAAAGGCGCUUUUCAAAUAAAAUGUAUUAUUAUUAUGAGUAUUACGACGUUUAACAGAUUGAAUGUGGAACAACCAUCUCCAGUUAAAUAGUAAAAACACCUUAACGCACCUUAUCACAGCAGCUUUGUAUUUACAUCACCUUUCAUCACAAAUAUGUUUUUAUUUUGUUUGUUUAAUGUAAUUAGCUGUUAAAAAGUAUUUUAUUGGAUAAAUUACAUCCACAAAAAGCUGAUUAUUAUACUGUGUUCUUCUGUACGGAUGACAGAAGCUGCUAAAAUUAAAGUAAAUAAAUGAAUUAAAAUGUCAUUACAUGUACCAAAAGUUUAUUAGAAAUAAAUAUUAAUUUAUUAAAA
Molecule: messenger RNA, 2297 nt
Organism: Epinephelus fuscoguttatus (brown-marbled grouper)
Lineage: Eukaryota; Metazoa; Chordata; Actinopteri; Perciformes; Serranidae
Product: CD276 antigen homolog
Exons: 4
Coding region: 120-659 (179 amino acids)
Biological process (GO): T cell costimulation; negative regulation of T cell proliferation; cell surface receptor signaling pathway
Cellular component (GO): external side of plasma membrane
Source: RefSeq, a predicted model, not a curated record